AUGUGCACAGACACCGAGGACUGCCUCCAUCAUCAACGCCUUCGUCGUCAAGUUUCUCCUCCAUCGACGUCGUCAGAAGCACAAGCAGCCACAUCAUCGUCAUCUAGUGGCUUCUUCGUCGACCUAGCAGCCUGCGGAAGAAGGACUUUGGCAGUAACUGGACGUCAGGACAUUCCCAAUCCACUAGCCUCUCCAGAAGCAAUAAAAAAAUCUAGACUUUUUGUUUUGUUAUGA
This is a messenger RNA of Caenorhabditis briggsae, 234 nucleotides long. The transcript is spliced from 3 exons. The record is from RefSeq and is a predicted model, not a curated record. Bases 1 to 234 code for a protein of 77 amino acids. Lineage: Eukaryota; Metazoa; Nematoda; Chromadorea; Rhabditida; Rhabditidae.